This is a messenger RNA of Micropterus dolomieu (smallmouth bass), 2495 nucleotides long. RefSeq names its product cytosolic 5'-nucleotidase 1A-like. Gene Ontology annotation, cellular component: cytosol; cytoplasm. Bases 1 to 1113 code for a protein of 370 amino acids. The record is from RefSeq and is a predicted model, not a curated record. NCBI's taxonomy places the organism in Eukaryota, Metazoa, Chordata, Actinopteri, Centrarchiformes, Centrarchidae. Gene Ontology annotation, biological process: adenosine metabolic process; nucleotide metabolic process. The transcript has 6 exons. Gene Ontology annotation, molecular function: magnesium ion binding; nucleotide binding; 5'-nucleotidase activity.
AUGAGUCUAAACAAUGGUCAAACUCUGACCGCCAGUAAACAGGACUUGACCAAGAAUGACAGCAGCAACCGAGCCCCCUGGGAAGAUGCUAAGAUGGUUUUAAAGCCCUCCACCCCCACCAGGAAACCUAAACCACCCAAGCCGGAGAAUGCCAUCACCAUCGCUGUGUCAUCACGAGUCCUCUUCAACAUGGAGAAGGAGCAGCAGAUCUACGAGCAGCAAGGCAUGGAGGAGUACAUCAAGUAUCAGGUGGAGCAUGAAACGCAGCCUUUCAGCCCCGGACCUGCCUUCUCCUUUGUCAAGGCUCUGGAGGCUGUGAACACUCAACUGAGGGAGCUUUAUCCUGAGAGCGAGGAGCUAUUUGAUGUUGUGCUCAUGACCAACAACCACGCACACGUUGGCCUACGACUUAUCAAUACCAUCAAUCAUCACCAGUUGUUCAUCGAGCGCUUCUGUAUGACAGGAGGAAAUAGUCCCAUAGGCUACUUGAAGGCCUACCACACUAACCUUUACCUGUCUGCUGAUCCAGUCAAGGUUCGAGAAGCUCUGGAGGAAGGUAUAGCAGCAGCCACUAUGUUCACCCAGGAGAAGAUCAUGGAGGUGUCGCAGACUCAGCUGCGUGUUGCCUUUGAUGGUGACGCGGUCCUUUUCUCAGAUGAGUCUGAGCGCAUUUACAAGGCACAUGGACUGGACAAGUUCUUUGAGCACGAGAAGGCACACGAGAACAAGCCUCUGGACCAUGGACCACUGAAAGGUUUCCUGGAGGCUUUAGGAAAGCUGCAGAAGAAGUUUUAUGGCAAAGGCCAGCGCAUGGACUGCCCCAUCCGGACUUACUUGGUGACAGCUCGCAGCGCAGCCAGUUCUGGUACCAGAGCCCUAAAAACUCUGCGCUCAUGGGGUCUGGAGAUCGAUGAGGCUCUCUUUCUGGCAGGGGCACCCAAAGGUCCCAUGCUGGAGAAGAUCAGGCCGCACAUUUUCUUUGACGACCAGAUGUUUCAUGUGGAGGGGGCAGCGGAGAUGGGGACAGUGGCGUGCCACGUGCCCUAUGGGAUAGCUCAGAGAGUUAUUAAGAGAGAAAUUAAGGACAAAGAGAUUUCUUCAGCACCCAAGUAGCCUGGACAUCAAUGUUCAAAGGCACAAGCGAUGAAAGGGACAUUUCAUUUUGGAUUUCAGCACCUGGAGACGUUAUAAUUGUAUUUAAAGCUUUGAAAACAUUUCUUGAAAAUGUAACAAACCCUAUUUGAUGCAAUAUGACUAAUAUUGUAAUAUACAGCAAUGUGAUGUCACACUAACAUUAUCAAAUAAUUGUUUUAAUUAACAUUCAGUGACAUUUCAAGUCAGAGGCUUAUUUUAUCCAGUGGUUGUUAUAUUAUCAGUUCACAAAGAGGUUCAGCUUUCUAAUAUGGAACCCCUUAUAAACAGCUAAUACGUUGUAACUAAUGGCUUUACUAACCGUUAAUAAUAAUCAUGUACUAAAGCUUUAUAGAUUAGUUAUAAGCCAUUCAUAAGAACAAUGUUUGUGUUGCUAGAUGUGAAAAACAAUUUUCACUGAUGGACCACAUGGCUAUCUUGUGUAAAGGAGCUACAGAAGAUAUAGAACAAAAUCCACUUAUUAGGCACUUAUUAACCAACUAAUGUUUACCAACUGCAGUCAGAUAGGGUCAAAGGGAUUUUUCACAACAUGGUAACCCUAAAUUUGUUAUUCUUAAAAAUUAUUUAACCAUUAUUAAAGCCAUUAGUUACAACUUAUAAACCCUUUAUAAAGAUUGCCUUAUUAUUACUAUUAUCAUUAUUAUUUUCAGUUGGAAUAAAGAGUUACUCUCCUGUAUUAUUUUUGGUAUUUACAUUUUUUACCCACAACAUUGUAUAACACUUUAGAAAGACAAAAAGCCAUUCAAAAUGAUGUCUAUUUAAAUAUCUGAAACAGAACCAAAUAUUAGAUUUAUAAAAAUCUUUAUUUAGACGGCAGGUUACUGAGGAAACAUGAAGUGACUUAAGGCUGUUUUUGAUAAAGAGGGAUUCUGAGUGCAGCCUGGUUGUGCUAACUUCCUGCUACACAGCUGAACUGAAGACAUGCCAUCAGUCUGCAGAAUCUCCAUUUUGAUUUAUACAAUUUAAUCACUUCACUGCUUGUCUGUGUGUUUUUAAAGCGGUGCCUUUUUCUCACUAUUAAUCAUGCAUGUUGUUGGUAUAUGUAUGAUGUACGUGUGGUUGUUUGAUCAAUGUACAUGAAUGUAUUUUAAAAUUGCAAUGAAGUAUAAGUAAAAUGGAAACAAUUAAUUUGUUGAUUUAAUGUUUCUUCUUUUUCAAGAAGUUAAAGAUGAGAUUUAACAUGUUUAGCAUUUAUUGGCAUCCAUUUACUGUUCUGUGUAUGAGUGUGAAGUUGGUAUUGAAUAACAAGCAUGCUCAGAUGUGGAUGUAAAUGUAAAUCUGGGCCAAAUGAGCACUGUGAACUGUGAUGCAAUCAAAUGUUUCUGUUUCAAGGUUGAAGUAAA